This is a messenger RNA of Monomorium pharaonis (pharaoh ant), 7674 nucleotides long. It is a transcript of the gene alpha-Spec, whose product is annotated as spectrin alpha chain. Gene Ontology annotation, cellular component: cortical actin cytoskeleton; cell projection; cell junction. Gene Ontology annotation, biological process: actin cytoskeleton organization. The coding region runs from base 1 to 7257 and encodes 2418 amino acids. Gene Ontology annotation, molecular function: actin filament binding; calcium ion binding. The transcript has 8 exons. The record is from RefSeq and is a predicted model, not a curated record. Lineage: Eukaryota; Metazoa; Arthropoda; Insecta; Hymenoptera; Formicidae.
AUGGACCAAAUCACACCCAAAGAGGUGAAGAUUCUUGAGAAUCCAGAGGAUAUCCAGGAGAGACGAGAACAAGUAUUGGGACGUUACUCUAACUUCAAGGCGGAAGCGCGCAACAAGCGAGACAAGCUCGAGGACUCCCGUCGCUUUCAGUACUUUAAGCGAGAUGCGGACGAACUCGAAGGAUGGAUCUAUGAGAAGCUGCAAGCAGCUUCUGACGAGAGUUACAAGGACCCAACCAAUCUGCAAGCGAAGAUUCAAAAGCACCAGGCCUUUGAGGCAGAAGUUGCCGCUCAUUCAAAUGCCAUUGUGCUGCUCGAUAACACUGGCUCCGAGAUGAUAGCACAACAUCAUUUUGCUAGCGAUAUAAUUCGCAAGAGGCUAGAGGAGCUACAUCGCUUGUGGGAGUUACUGCUGUCUCGAUUGGCUGACAAGGGUUUGAAGCUGCAGCAGGCUUUAGUUCUCGUACAGUUUAUUCGUCACUGCGAUGAAGUAAUGUUUUGGAUUCACGAUAAGGAGGCAUUUGUAACAACUGAUGAGUUUGGACACGACUUGGAGCAUGUGGAAGUGCUUCAAAGAAAAUUUGACGAAUUCCAGAAGGAUAUGGCGAGUCAAGAGUACAGAGUGACAGAGGUGAACGAACUAGCGGACAAGUUGUUGUUAGAUGGACAUCCCGAACGUGACACUAUUCUACGCAGGAAGGAAGAGCUCAACGAAUCUUGGCAAAGACUGAAACAACUGGCCACACUGCGACAGGAGAAACUUUUUGGGGCGCACGAGAUUCAGAGAUUUAAUCGUGAUGCCGAUGAGACCAUGGCUUGGAUCGCGGAGAAGGACGUUGUCUUAUCGUCUGACGAUUUUGGACGAGAUCUUGCCAGCGUACAAACAUUACAACGAAAACACGAAGGUAUCGAGCGUGAUUUGGCUGCUCUGGAAGACAAGGUAUACACGCUGGGUGCGGAAGCUGAUCGUCUCGCCGCGAUUCAUGAAGCUGAUCAUUCCAAACAGAUUCAAGCUAAACGGGCUGAGAUUUUACAGUCAUGGGAGAGUCUUACCGCAAAAGCGAAAGAGCGACGCCUCAAACUUGACGAAUCUUACUAUCUACAUCGGUUCUUGGCCGAUUAUCGCGACUUGGUGUCCUGGAUGAAUGAUAUGCGCGCCAUCAUUUCCGCAGACGAACUAGCGAAAGAUGUGGCCGGUGCUGAGGCUUUAGUCGACCGACAUCAAGAACAUAAGGGAGAAAUUGACGCCAGAGCCGAUAGUUUUGAUGCAACCACAUUGGCUGGUAAUAAACUUCUCGAGAAGAAGCAUUAUGCCUCCGAAGAAGUAGCGCGGAAAUUGAACUCUCUUGCUGAUGACAAAUCAUCUCUCUUGAGCCUGUGGGAGAAGAGACGUAUCUUGUACGAGCAAUGCGUAGAUUUACAACUAUUCUAUCGUGACACCGAACAAGCGGAUGCGUGGAUGGCAAAACAGGAAGCGUUUCUGGCCAACGAAGACUUGGGAGAUUCCCUUGACAGUGUAGAGGCACUUAUCAAAAAACACGAAGACUUCGAUAAAUCUCUGGCAGCUCAGGAGGAGAAGAUCAAGGUGCUCGACGACUUUGCUGGAAAAUUAAUCGAAGGCGAACAUUAUGCUGCAGAUGACGUGGCGCAACGACGGCAAUUGUUAUUAGAGAGACGAGCUAUUCUUCUCGAAAAGUCAGCUCAAAGACGCCGUCGCCUAGAGGAUGCGUACAAGCUACAACAAUUUGAGAGAGAUUGCGACGAAACAAAGGGCUGGGUUAACGAGAAACUUAAGUUCGCUACUGAUGACAGUUACUUGGAUCCCACUAAUCUGAACGGUAAAGUCCAGAAGCAUCAGAACUUUGAACAGGAAUUGAACGCAAAUAGGACGCGCAUGGAGGAGAUGGUAGCCACUGGCCAAGAGCUGAUCGAAAGCGAUCACUAUGCUGGCGAUCGCAUACGCACCCGCUCAGACGAAAUUGCGACACUUUGGGAGAGUUUGACACGAGCUACCGAAAAGAAGGGCGCGAAAUUGCAAGAGGCCUCUCAGCAGCAGCAAUUCAACCGAACAGUAGAGGACAUUGAACUGUGGCUCUCGGAAGUGGAGGGACAACUGAUGUCGGAAGACUAUGGCAAAGAUCUAACCAGCGUUCAGAAUUUGCAGAAGAAGCAUGCGCUUCUGGAGGCCGAUGUAGGUUCUCACGCGGACAGAAUCGAUGGUAUCACUCAAGCGGCCGAUCAGUUUGUCAAGUCGGGUCACUUCGACGCUGACAAUAUCAAAGCCAAGCAAGACCAAUUGCAAGCUAGAUACGCCGCCUUGCAGCGUCCUAUGAGCAUGAGGAAGCAGCGACUCCUGGACUCGCUUCAAGUGCAGCAACUAUUCCGAGAUAUCGAGGAUGAGGAGGCGUGGAUUCGUGAGAAAGAGCCAGUUGCGGCAUCCACGAAUCGCGGUCGUGAUCUAAUCGGCGUGCAAAAUCUUCAGAAGAAGCAUCAGGCUGUUUUGGCUGAGAUCAACAAUCAUGAACCGAGAGUGGCCGCAGUUUGUCAAGCGGGCUCGUCGAUGUUACAAGAGGGACAUUUCGCGGCCGAGGAGAUCAAUCAGCGACUUGCGGCUUUGGAUGAACACUGGGGACAAUUGAAGGAUAAAGCUCGCCAACGUAAGAACGACUUGGAUGACUCUUUGCAGGCGCAUCAAUAUUUUGCCGAUGCGAACGAAGCUGAAUCAUGGAUGAAGGAGAAACGUCCUAUAGUGAUGAAUGGCGAUUACGGCAAGGAUGAGGAUAGUUCUGAGGCUCUUUUGAAGAAACAUGAGGCCUUGGUCAGCGAUCUGGAAGCAUUUGCGAGUACCAUUGCGGCACUGAGAGAUCAAGCUGCAGCGUGCAGACAGCAAGAGACACCUACGAUCGAUAUCACUGGCAAGGAAUGUGUCGUCGCCCUUUAUGACUAUACUGAAAAAUCGCCUAGAGAAGUAUCCAUGAAGAAGGGCGACACUUUGACUCUGCUCAACUCCAACAACAAGGACUGGUGGAAGGUUGAAGUAAACGAUCGUCAAGGUUUCGUACCGGCAGCGUACGUGAAGCGCGUGGAACCCGAGGCGAGUCUCAGCGCGUCCCAACAGAAUUUGGCUAGAGAGCAGAGCUCGAUCGCCGCACGGCAGGCGCAGAUCCAGGCGCAAUACGAUGAUCUCUUGCGUUUAGCGCGCGAGCGUCAAAACAAGCUUAAUGAAACAGCCAAAGCUUACGUGCUGGUGAGAGAAGCCGCUGAAUUGGCCACUUGGAUCAAGGACAAGGAAAAUCACGCCCAGGUACAGGACGUGGGUGAGGAUUUGGAACAAGUGGAGGUUAUGCAAAAGAAAUUCGACGAUUUUCAAGCUGAUCUUAAGGCGAACGAAGUGCGUUUAGCCGAGAUGAAUGAAAUCGCCGUGCAACUGAUGAGUCUCGGACAAACUGAAGCGGCAUUGAAAAUUCAGACACAGAUUCAGGAUCUGAAUGAGAAGUGGACCAGCCUGCAAACACUCACGGCUGAACGAGCCAAUCAGCUUGGUUCUGCUCACGAGGUGCAACGAUUUCAUCGUGACGUUGACGAGACGAAGGAUUGGAUUCGCGAAAAGGACGCGGCGCUGAACAAUGAUGAUCUAGGCAAGGAUCUGCGUAGCGUUCAGGCUUUGCAGCGCAAACACGAAGGUCUAGAGAGGGAUCUGGCAGCUUUGGGAGACAAAAUCAAGCAACUUGACGAGACGGCUAAUCGUCUGAUGCAAUCGCAUCCGGAGACCGCUGAGCAAACAUAUGCUAAACAGAAGGAGAUCAAUGAAGAAUGGACCCAACUGACGGCUAAAGCUAACAGUAGAAAGGAAAAGCUUUUGGAUUCGUAUGAUUUGCAACGCUUCCUCAGUGAUUAUCGCGACUUGAUGGCCUGGAUCAAUUCGAUGAUGGGCUUAGUUGCUUCCGAAGAACUUGCAUCGGAUGUCACGGGCGCUGAAGCAUUGCUCGAACGUCAUCAGGAACACCGGAUGGAGAUAGAUGCUAGAGCGGGUACUUUUCAAGCGUUUGAAUUAUUCGGCCAACAACUAUUGCAGUCUAGCCAUUAUGCCAGUGUUGAGAUAUUGGAGAAAAUCGAAUCUAUGAUUGAAGCCCGACAAGAACUAGAAAAGGCUUGGGUCCAACGACGCAUGCAACUCGAUCAAAAUCUUGAACUGCAAUUGUUCUGCAGGGAUUGCGAGCAGGCAGAGAAUUGGAUGAGCGCGCGGGAGGCUUUCCUCAGCAGUGCAGACGCGGUGGAUAGCAGUGACAACGUUGAGGCUCUCAUCAAGAAACAUGAAGAUUUUGAUAAAGCAAUCAACGCUCACGAAGAGAAGAUCGCUACCUUACAAACUCUGGCUGAUCAAUUGAUCGCUGCUGAGCAUUAUGCCGCUAAACCUAUCGAUGAAAGACGAUGCCAAGUAUUAGAUCGCUGGCGACACUUGAAGGACGCUCUUAUUGAGAAGCGCUCAAAGCUAGGCGAAUCGCAAACUUUGCAGCAGUUCUCUCGAGAUGCUGACGAGAUGGAAAAUUGGAUUGCCGAGAAGCUUCAAUUAGCAACCGAAGAGAAUUACAAAGAUCCCGCCAACAUUCAAUCGAAACAUCAGAAACAUCAAGCUUUUGAAGCUGAACUGGCGGCCAAUGCAGAUCGAAUUCAAUCGGUACUUGCUAUGGGAGGUAAUUUAAUCGAAAAGCAUCAGUGUGCCGGUUCGGAAGAUGCAGUUCAAAAAAGACUGGCGUCCAUUGCUGAUCAAUGGGAAUAUCUUACUCAAAAGACCACAGAGAAGUCCAUGAAACUGAAGGAAGCCAAUAAGCAGCGUACUUAUAUUGCUGCUGUCAAGGAUCUUGAUUUCUGGCUAGGAGAAGUUGAGAGUUUGCUUACAUCUGAAGAUGCUGGUAAGGAUUUGGCCUCGGUGCAAAAUCUUAUGAAGAAGCAUCAACUUGUCGAGGCGGAUAUACAAGCGCAUGAAGAGAGAAUCAAGGAUAUGAAUGCGCAGGCUGAUUCGUUGAUCGAGAGCGGCCAGUUCGAUGCCGCCGGCAUUCAGGAGAAACGUCAAAGCAUAAAUGAACGUUAUGAGCGAAUUAGGAAUUUAGCAGCGCAUAGACAAGCGAGACUGAAUGAGGCCAAUACUUUGCAUCAGUUCUUCCGCGAUAUUGCUGAUGAAGAAUCUUGGAUCAAGGAAAAAAAGCUUCUCGUUGGAUCGGAUGAUUACGGCCGCGACCUUACAGGUGUGCAGAACUUAAAGAAGAAGCACAAGAGAUUGGAAGCCGAACUUGGUAGUCACGAACCUGCUAUCCAAGCUGUCCAAGAAGCAGGAGAGAAAUUGAUGGAUGUUUCCAAUUUGGGAGUACCCGAAAUUGAGCAGCGUCUAAAACUUCUUAAUCAAGCGUGGGCUGAAUUGAAGCAAUUAGCUGCCACUAGAGGACAGAAAUUGGACGAGUCCUUGACGUAUCAGCAGUUCCUCGCCAAAGUCGAAGAAGAAGAAGCCUGGAUUACAGAGAAGCAGCAAUUACUCUCUGUCGAAGAUUAUGGCGAUACAAUGGCCGCUGUCCAAGGUCUUUUGAAGAAACACGAUGCGUUCGAAACUGAUUUUGCAGCUCACGGUGAACGUUGCAAGGACAUUUGCGAAGCCGGCGAGACGCUGAUUAAAGCUGGCAAUCAUCGAGCGGAUGCUAUCAGUCAAAGAUGCGCGCAAUUGCGCAACAAAUUGGAACAACUCGGAGCUCUCGCGGCUCGCAGGAAGAUACGCUUGAACGAUAAUUCGGCGUACUUGCAGUUCAUGUGGAAGGCCGAUGUAGUCGAAUCAUGGAUCGCUGAUAAGGAGACUCAUGUGCGUUCAGAGGAAUUUGGUCGAGAUUUAUCUACUGUGCAGACUCUACUUACGAAACAGGAGACCUUCGAUGCUGGUCUUCAUGCCUUUGAGCAUGAAGGUAUUCAGAACAUUACUUCAUUGAAAGAACAGCUCGUUGAUUCCGGCCAUGAUCAAACACCCAGCAUUCAGAAACGUCAUGCCGAUGUUAUCGCUCGUUGGCAGAAACUCCUGGCCGAUUCCGAUUCAAGGAAACAGCGUCUAUUGAGAAUGCAAGAUCAAUUCAGGCAGAUUGAAGAGCUCUAUCUGACAUUUGCAAAGAAAGCAUCCGCUUUUAAUUCUUGGUUUGAGAAUGCCGAGGAAGAUCUGACGGAUCCUGUGCGUUGUAAUAGUAUCGAGGAGAUUCGUGCUCUUCGUGAGGCACACGCACAGUUCCAAGCUAGCUUAUCCUCGGCUGAAGCUGACUUCCAAGCCCUGGCUGCUCUUGACAGACAAAUCAAGAGCUUCAACGUUGGACCGAAUCCAUACACAUGGUUCACGAUGGAAGCCUUGGAAGAUACUUGGCGUAACUUACAGAAAAUAAUUAAAGAGCGCGAUGUUGAACUUGCGAAAGAAGCACAGCGGCAGGAGGAGAAUGAUAAAUUGCGUAAGGAAUUCGCCAAGCAUGCCAAUGCCUUCCAUCAGUGGCUCGCAGAAACAAGAACAUCUAUGAUGGAAGGAUCUGGAUCUUUGGAACAGCAACUGGAAGCUACUAAGCGAAAAACUCAAGAAGUGCGUGCACGUCGUCAAGACUUGAAGAAGAUCGAAGAUCUUGGAGCUAUUCUAGAAGAACAUCUAAUUCUAGACAACCGUUAUACAGAACACAGUACCGUUGGAUUGGCACAGCAGUGGGAUCAAUUGGAUCAGUUAGGAAUGCGCAUGCAACAUAAUUUAGAACAGCAGAUUCAAGCGCGAAACCAGUCUGGUGUAUCUGAAGAUGCGCUCAAAGAAUUCUCCAUGAUGUUCAAGCACUUCGACAAGGAUAAGAGCGGUCGUCUGAAUCACCAAGAAUUUAAAUCGUGUCUGAGAGCUUUGGGCUACGACCUUCCUAUGAUGGAAGAAGGACAACCCGAUCCAGAAUUCGAGAACAUAUUAGACAUCGUAGAUCCUAAUAGGGACGGCUACGUAUCGCUGCAAGAAUAUAUGGCGUUUAUGAUCAGCAAAGAAACGGAGAACGUGCAGAGUUCGGAGGAAAUAGAGAACGCUUUCCGAGCAAUCACCGCAGCAGAUCGGCCAUAUGUCACAAAGGAGGAAUUAUAUGCUAAUCUUACGAAGGAAAUGGCCGAUUAUUGCGUUGCUCGCAUGAAACCUUAUGUAGAUCCCAAAUCAGAACGGCCGAUAACAGCUGCAUUGGAUUAUAUAGAAUUUACGCGCACUCUUUUCCAGAAUUAAUUAUGCAUUCGUAUUUACGUAUAUUAUUUUCUCAAGCUUAUUAAAUUAUAAUUGCGUAAAGAGUGCAAGGCUGCUAUAUUUAUCUUUAAAAAAUGCUUGAUUUAUCUCUAAUAUUUCUAUUAAUAAUGAUUAUUUGGAGUGCUUAUAGAAAUUGAGAUUUUAUCUAAACUAACUGCCUGAUAAAGAACAUAUGUAAAGAAUAUAUUUCUAUGUUAGACACAUGUUUUCCCUAACAUAUAUAUUCUUUACCUACAUGUCUUUUAAUACUGCAUUAUUUAAUCUUCAAAUAUUAAUCUUUAAAAUAUUAAAUUUCAUAUCAGCUAGUUUGAUUUGAAAUGCUGUCUUGUUGUUCUUCGAGAUGCAUUUAAUAUAUAUUAUAUAUAUCUGAAUUUUAUUCAAUAAAUCUAUAAAACAUGA